This is a messenger RNA of Mytilinidion resinicola, 1902 nucleotides long. RefSeq lists its product as uncharacterized. Bases 1 to 1902 code for a protein of 633 amino acids. The record is from RefSeq and is a predicted model, not a curated record. NCBI's taxonomy places the organism in Eukaryota, Fungi, Ascomycota, Dothideomycetes, Mytilinidiales, Mytilinidiaceae. Gene Ontology annotation, molecular function: copper ion binding; oxidoreductase activity. The transcript is spliced from 2 exons.
AUGGAAACCUUCCACGCUACCGGCGAGGGCUGGGAGAAACGGCCCCAGAAGCAGAGAAUCCUGAACAAUUGCUUUAGAUCAAAAUGCUCCUUGGUCAUCGUCGCCAUAGCCGCACUGGCUCUCGCCAUAUUUGUCGCCGUAUUCCUGCUCCGCGAUGAACUCCGUCCUUUCAUCGGUGGACACCGACUCGAGUCCCCGCAAGCCUACCUCCUCGACCCGAACUGGGACUUUACUGCUACAUCCACGAGACGAGACUACACCUGGGUUAUUGAGGACGUGGAGCGGAACCCUGAUGGAGUGUAUAGGCCUAUGAUGGUUAUAAACGGACAGUUUCCAGGACCAUUGAUAGAAGCCAAUGAAGGAGAUACUAUUGUUGUACAAAUUAUCAACAAAGCUACCAAUGCUACGUCAAUACACUGGCAUGGAUUGUACCAAAAUGGCAGCAACUGGAUGGACGGCACUGUGGGUAUCACUCAAUGUCCCAUCGCCCCUGGAGCGAACUUCACAUACGAGUUUCGAGUAAACGGACAAUCCGGCACUUAUUGGUAUCAUGGACACCACAGCGUCCAAUCGUCAGAUGGUCUCGUUGGUCCGCUGAUCAUACACUCCAAGGACGAAAAGGCGUUACAAAAUAUCGAGUAUGAGAGUGAUCGAGUGGUCAUGGUGCAGGACCAUUACUACGACCUUUCUGGUGCCCUGAUUAUGGACUACCUGAAGCCAGAUCGCGAGAACGCCGAGCCUGUGCCCGCUGGCGCUCUAAUCAACGGGCAGAAUAUCCGGAACUGCGCCGAUCUGCCCAACCGCAAGUGCGACAACUCGACCGCUCGCCUUGCAGAAUUCAAUUUAGAGCCGGGCAAGAAUCAUCGGCUGCGCUUCAUCAAUGUCGGAGCGUUGGCGACUUUCCAAGUCCAACUAGACGAACACGAAUUCGCUAUAACGGAGGUUGACGGGACGGACGUAUUACCUCAAUACUACCACCGGCUCAAGAUUCAACCCGCCCAAAGAUACAGCAUCGUUGUAAAUACAAAUGUGACCACUGGAGAGGCGUAUUGGCUGCGAGCGCGUAUGGUCACCCAUUGUUUUGCCAAAGAGAACAUCGAGAUGGCGGCUGAAGUUUGGGGAAUUGUGAGAUAUACCUCGUCCAGCCCUCUUCUCGUCAACGUUCGUCCUUCAAGUCGCGACUGGCCCGAAACCAUCGAGCUUGACUGCAGCGACAUGGACACCUCAGGACUCCGCCCAGCAAUAGCUAUUCCAGCCCCUACAAUGGCUGAUGAUGUUUUGUAUCUGAGAGUUAACUUCGAGAUUGGUGCUUGGAAGCUGUCUCGAGGCUUUUUCAACGCAAGCUCCUGGCGGGCUCCCGUGUCCUCACCCACGCUCAAUCGCCUUCUCGACGGCUAUACCACCUCCAACGAGUCUUUCACAUCUUCUCUGUCUAGUCUGUUUGGCUACAAUUCGGCCGCAUUCGCUACACCACGCGAACUUGUCUACCAGACGACAGGCAUUCGUACUAUCGACAUCCUAAUGCAGAAUUUCAACGAAGGUAGCCACCCCAUGCAUCUUCAUGGCUACAAGUUUUGGGUCCUGGCACAGGGACAUGGCUACCCUCCAAAGGAUCUCUUCAGUACCCUGGAUCUUACCAAUCCACUUCGGCGUGAUACGGUUGCCAUAGAGGCGUUUGGGUGGACCCUCCUGCGCUUCACCGCUGACAAUGCAGGCAUAUGGGCAUUUCAUUGCCAUCUUUCGUGGCAUGCGGAAGCGGGGCUACUGAUGCAGUUCUUGACUAAGGCGGACGAGGUUGCGAAGUGGUCGCUACCGACUGAGAAUCUGGGGUUGUGUGAAUUGGAGGGCCAUGAGAGAGGGAAGGGCCCUGAUGAUGAAAUAUGGUACGGACAUCCAUCGUAA